Exophiala aquamarina CBS 119918 is the source of this 4137-nucleotide messenger RNA. RefSeq lists its product as uncharacterized. The transcript has a single exon. Lineage: Eukaryota; Fungi; Ascomycota; Eurotiomycetes; Chaetothyriales; Herpotrichiellaceae. Gene Ontology annotation, cellular component: trans-Golgi network. The record is from RefSeq and is a predicted model, not a curated record. Bases 1 to 4137 code for a protein of 1378 amino acids.
AUGGGAUAUAAUCCAUUCUUGCCCACUGCAGGCGCAAGGAUCAACACACUAUGCGUUCCCAUCGGCCACGUCCAUCCUGAUCGCUUCCAGGACUUCAUCAAGAUUUUGCGGACUGCUUCAGUUGUUAAGCUCAAGGUGAUCAACACCAGCAAUCGCCAGCGUAGGUUGAUAGGCAAUUUUCUAGUUUCGCUGAGAAGCAGCGUUGCUAACUAUGCUCGCAAUUCAGACACCGAAGAUGGAUCAAUCUUCUUUGAUUUGGCCGCGAACCAAGAUGCUUCCCGGGCUGACAUGUUUCCUCUCGAGCCGAAUGGAAAGUGCCAGGUUCUGCUAGGUCUGGUAGAUGGUAAGCGGCUUGCCCACUCAACUGAGAGCGGAAAUGCUACGGCAAAUGGCGAUUCAACAACACUGGAAAGUAUCAGGGCUCAGUUCGCCGAGCCAAUAAUCAAUGUGCCUGGGCUUGUCGUGCGCCAGUUAGUAAUCUUUCAUGGAGACCACACAUUUAUGGAUGACUCCGACAUUCUCCACGUGCCUGAGACUGAUGGCGACGAGGCUGCAUUUGACACCAUGGUCCGACUAUCAGAGAGAUGGACUGGAGGAAUCGCGGACCUGCUGAAAUCUCUCAGAGACAAGCCAAUUACUAUGGUUCCCGUUGGGAGUUCUCAAGGUUUUCCUCGCAUUUCUAGGACUCUUGUGCCGACAAUACCAGAAGGGUCUUCUACACCGGUCUCGGCCAAGUCUUCCAGUCCAAUAUCUGCCUUCAAUGAGCCUGAGGUUCAGAGUGACACCUCAAGGGGGCGUUUCAGCAUCAUUCGAGGCAUGUACAGUCUUCAAAGCGGUCUUUGGCUAGAUGCCAUGGAUUCCUUAUCGGAAGGAGCUACACUUGCACUUGAGAAUCAAGACCACCUAUGGCAUGGCAAAGCUCUGGAAUGCUUACUUGUCUCGAUGCUUCUCUUGUCAUGGUCAAACGUAGAUUACACCGUUCCCCAAAUCUGUCGCUCACUUCCCAACAGAAGCGGAAUAUUUGGUGCGGACGGGACAACACAAUCAGCAGGCUCGUUGAAGACUCUUGCUCAGCUUGUCCCACCACUAGUCGAAACCAUCCUGGAAUCAUAUGCCAAAAUUUCGAACCUAGAUCUGGGAGGUUCACUACAGGAUUUGCUAAGAGAGUCUCGUGUGAGGCAUGUGAAUCUAUUGGUGACCAUCAAAGGCGCAGGUUGCAUUCUAAACCGGAACAUUCUCGAUUAUUUGGUCUCCGCUCGUGACCAGAGCCUUGAUAAGCCUUUAGAAUUUGAAGGAGAAUUCGUCUCUAUAUCCAGAGCUGGGCUUGCUAACAUUCUGAUUGAGACACUUCAAACCUCUCAGUCAAGCAAUAAUUUGUCGCAUUAUACGAGUAUGUUGGUUGCUGUGGCAAGCAGCCUGUCCAUUUUGGGGCUGGAACGAAAGCAUGCGUUUUAUCUCAAGCAGCUUAUGCAGCAGUUCGCUCCCAAACUUGUUGAAGCACGUAAACUUGGCGCUUCCGAAGUCGGUGUACAUCCUGCCGCAGGACUUCCUUCGCUUAGCAAUGCACAGCAAGGUGUUAUUCCAGAGAUGGUUGUUGGAACGAGAAUCAUGCUAAGCCUUGCGGCAAGCGCUUAUGGAGUUGCCUUACCACCUGUUCCAUCCCCGCUAGACCGAAGAGCUGCAGAUAUAAGUGACAUUCGAGACAAGCUGUCCAUUUGGGCUAUUGAGCAGAGCUCUGGCGACAUUCUCCUCAAGAUUGAAAUGCUUCGGGUAUGUGUAGGUGUUUGUGAAGCCCUACCGGACAUACCAGCUGGCCUGCAUUUUACUUCAAAUAUCCUCCGCGCUUCGAGGCAAACAGUGACGAUGCCAAUGCAGUCGAAGCCACCAGUUCCAAUAAUCUCGACCGAGGAACAAGUUCGGCUCCUGGAGAGCAUGAGACGAGCCGUGUCUGCAGCCUCCAGACUUGGUGCGGAUGGCUAUCGAGCUGAAUACUGGGAUGAUUUCCUGGUGCGAGAUAUACAGAUAUUCGAGAAAGAUACUUUUUCCACGCUUAUCGCGCAUAAGCCAAGUGAUUUGUCCAUUCGAACCAGUGGGUUUGCUGACACUGUUCGAGAUCCAUUCAUCUACAACCCUUUCUCUAAGGACAAACAUGUGCCGAGUGCUCCUGUCCUUAUUGCUGGUGAAUUGGCAACGUUUGCGGUCGUACUCCAAAAUCCUCUCGAGAUCGAGGUCGAUAUUGAAGAGAUCUCUCUGAUCACCAAAGGCUCAGCGUUUCAGUCUUCUCCACAUGGCAUCGUGCUCGGGCCUUUUUCAAUUCAGACUUUCACUUUAAAUGGAAGACCAACUGCCAACGGCGACUUGGAGGUGAUUGGCUGUCGGGCUAGGAUACGCAAUUGCUACGAACAAGAGUUUCUCACUUUCGUAGAUGAUUGGAAGAUACCACUUAAGCACAAGCCAAAAGCGGUGUUCAAACCUCGAUUUCGAACUCGUCUGAAGGAAAUGGCCGACGAAAUUUCUGCCGAUCGUGCGAUUGUGUUGUUUGAGCCCCCGGCACCAGCAGAUCUAAAAUUGAGGGUUAUCAAUGCUCAACCCCGUUUGAUAGUGAAGUCCAGCACCCUGGACCAGCCGUCUAUGAUGCUGCUGGAGGGAGAGAGCCGCUCAUUUACUCUGACCCUGACCAACACUAGUGCGACUGUUGCAGCUGACCUUCUUCUCAUAACUACAGAUGAUUCUGUCAUGACCCAGCUUCAGGAGGCCCUUUCUAAUAAAGACUUGAAUCCGGUUGAGAUUUUCGAAGUUCAGUCGCAGAUAGCGAACAAGCCCGCAAUCUCGGUCAGGAAGAGAGAUGGUCCUUACGCGGAAACUCUCCUUCUACCGAACCGAGACAUCAGUUACACUGUCGAGGUUACUGGACGACCAGGGCUCAUCAGCGCAGCAGUUCAUGCAGAUUACGCCUAUUUGGGGUCUCCAUCACCUGAAGUCAGGGACACUUUCUAUACUAGGCAAAUCAGAUUCCCAAUCGCAAUAACUGUGAAUGGCAGCAUUGAACUCCCACGUUGCAACAUUCUGCCAAUCCAUGGAGAUUUUGCAUGGCACCAUGGCAGCCAACGGGAAGAGAAACAGGAUGCGUCAAAUGCCAACGUUAGCGGCGUCGCUGCCUCUAAAUCAGGACAGCAGUCGAAGAUUCACCACUGGCUUCAAGAUCUAGCUCAUACUAGUGACUAUUGUAUGCUGUCGUUAGAUUUGCGAAAUGUGUGGCCCCAACCAUUGUCCAUCAGCAUACAAGCGAGGAAGUUGCCUAACACCGACCAGGACGACGAGGAACUAUCUUGGCAAAAUGCAUACACAGUUCAUGACACUUUACAGCCCGGUAUUGUCACAAGAGUGGUGCUGCUGCUCCCGCGUCUAUUUGUGGAAGACCCAUACAUCCCUGUACCAAACCUAGAUACGCAGAAACAAUUCGUCGUCUCAAAAUCCAAAAUGAGUACGGAAGCAGAAGCUUCUAGUAGGGAGUCCUUCUGGUAUCGAGAGUUGCUCCUGAAGUGCUUACGAGGUACAUGGAUCGAAACGAGUUCUGGACGACAUGGGGAGAUCGACCUAAGAAAGGGUAUUAGAUUAAGUCCGCGUAUGGUUGAAGCUUUGAAAGUGGACCACGUCAACAUUGACUACGCGAUCACUCUCUGCCAGAGUGGUGAGAACUCUAAUCGCGGUCCGAGCGUACCAAUCAAGCAAAUAGGAAGAUCACACUUUGUCGUUCAGAACGAAACUUUUGCGACGUUGAAGGUGAGAGUUCAUAAUCACACCCAGGAUACAUUGCAGCUACUCCUCCGGCUCCAGCCAUCCCUCCGGCAUCAACCGCAUAAUAUUGCGCUAGACCUUUCGAAGCGAUUCGCUUGGUCGGGCGUGCUGCAACGUCCGUUGCGUCCAGCAAUAGAACCCGGUGGUGUCUGUGAGACCGAGUUGGGGAUCAUUGCGCUGGUCGAAGGCAACUACGACAUAAAUGCUUCCGUGGAGGAGAUCAAAGCUCGGCAGAAAAGGACGCCAGGGAAGACAUUAGAUGCAGUCGGUGGUGGCGGUGUCGAGCGAAGAAUAUGGCAGGCUAGAUCUCCCUGCCUUAUCGACGCCUUGAGUGCAUAG